AUGGCGACUCACCUCAAUGGUACCACAAACGACGUCACCAGGAAUGGUCAGAACCUGGGACAGAAAACCAAAGUCAAAUCACCAAUUUCUCUGGCCCUCGUUGUCCUGCGCACGUCCAACUACGAGGCUAUGGCUCAAUUCUGGCACACAUUCCUGGGCACCGAUAUAAGCUUCAAGGACCACCAGUUAGCCUUCCUCCGCUUCGAUGCCGAGCACCAUCGCAUCGCCAUCAUCAACGUGCCUGGCACGGGGCUCAAGGAACAGGCCUCAGCGGGCCUCGAGCACAUUGCUUUCACAUUUGAGACGCUCGGCGACCUAACCGAGUCGUACUUGCAGCGCAAAGCAUUGGGUAUGAUACCGUGCUGGUGCACCAACCACGGCCUGACAACCAGUAUUUACUAUCGAGAUCCCGACGGCAAUCGGGUUGAAACCCAAGUUGACAACUUCGACACCGUGGAGGAGGCGAAUGCAUUCAUGACAUCGACUCUGUUCAAGGAGAACACUAUUGGCACCGAUUUUGAUCCUGAGGAUCUGAUCAAGCGACUAAAGGCAGGAUAG
Messenger RNA from Cladophialophora bantiana CBS 173.52, 558 nucleotides. RefSeq lists its product as uncharacterized. The transcript has a single exon. The record is from RefSeq and is a predicted model, not a curated record. The coding region runs from base 1 to 558 and encodes 185 amino acids. Lineage: Eukaryota; Fungi; Ascomycota; Eurotiomycetes; Chaetothyriales; Herpotrichiellaceae.